CGUGACGCCACGCCCCUCUCCUCUUGCUCCAUAUAUAAAGAUCGAUCGGGCCGCUCUCCGUCUUUCGCCGCUCUGUGUCGGCCCAGGUUAUCCAAUCCGUCUCCAUCCGCCACCGGCGGGGCGCUCCUGGAUACCGGACAGCCAUGACGGAGCAGAUGACCCUUCGGGGGACCCUAAAGGGUCACAAUGGCUGGGUUACCCAAAUAGCAACUACCCCCCAAUUCCCGGACAUGAUCCUCAGCUCCUCCCGGGGUGAGCUAGCCGUGUAUACCAGCAGCAAUCCCAACACACAGCCCAGCAUCUCAUUAAACAUAAUAUCACCGCAUUAUAUUAUCAUCAUUAUUAUUAUUAUAUCACUGAGUCAUUAUUCAUAUAGGGAAAUGUGUGUCUGUGUGAAAGGCAGGGGUGACUGAUAAACUAUUACAAACACCUAUAAUAAUAUUAUUAUUAUUAUUACUCUCUGAAUAGAAUCUUCUGUGCACACAUUAUAUUAUUAUUAUUAUUAUUAUUGCUCUCUGUGUGAUAUUCAUGGUGCACACAUUAUAUUCUUAUUGCUCUGUGUGAUUAUUCAUGGUGCACACAUUAUAUUAUUAUUCUUAUUGCUCUGUGUGAUUAUUCAUGGUGCACUGUGCACACAUUAUUGCUCUCUGUGUGAUAUUCAUGGUGCAGUAGGAGAUGGGGGGUGUAUAUGGCAAGUGCUAAACAGUCUGGUUCAUUGCAGGAGAGAUUCAUUCAUUGGACACUGUAUUUCCUCAGUGUUUGAAUGUAUGAUCUGGUCUAUAUUAUGGCAGCUUUAUAUGUAAUCUGACUUUAACUGUGAUUAAUGAUAUAGCAGUUUGGCAUAGCUGAUGGUGGUAAUUAAAUUGGUUAAAUCUACAAUUUGUCUAAUUCAUAAACCUGUGUUAGCUUGUAAGAUGCACCCCUCUUGUUCAUUUAGUAGCUUGGUGCAUCAUUAAACUGCACCCACCUGUCACUGCACUACAACUCCUGAUUCUGUAGAUGUCUACUGCAUUCAAAGAACUCUGGGAGGUGUAGGCGAUCAACAUUGGGGUGUGACGCAUAGAUCCCCACUAUAUAGUAUCCUUGACAUUUGUUAUAGCUGGGAAAAUUUUUAAUACUUUGGACCUGUUUAACUUGGUUGCUGACAUUUUACGUUCUAUCUAUAACACCACACCCCUCCUUAUUUAUUCCCUCUAACAGAUAAGUCUGUUAUCAUGUGGAAGCUGACUCGUGAUGAAACCAACUAUGGUGUACCUCAGCGUGCCCUGCGUGGUCACUCUCACUUUGUUAGUGAUGUGGUGAUAUCAUCAGAUGGCCAGUUUGCUCUGUCUGGCUCCUGGGAUGGUACUCUAAGGCUGUGGGAUCUUACUACGUGAGUAUCUGAGAUGCUAGGUCUUGGGAGGGGGAGAUGCAAAGAAAUGGUACCUUACUUUAAAGGCUGACUGUGCAGCUUUGUCAUUGUGCUAAAUGUUUCCCUGCAGAGGUACCACCACAAGACGAUUUGUGGGUCACACCAAAGAUGUCUUGAGUGUUGCUUUCUCCGCUGACAACCGUCAGAUCGUGUCUGGAUCCCGUGAUAAAACCAUCAAGCUGUGGAACACUCUGGGAGUAUGCAAAUACACUGUACAGGUAAGAACUGUAACACCUGUCUGGAUUCAAAAUUUGUUCCCUAUGAAUAGAGAAAAAUAAUCUGGCUGUCUCUUAGAGAUAGCUCCUCCCAAGCUGACACUCCUGCAAUUAUGAUGGGAACAUAAUUAAUUUUACCUCUGCCAAAACAUACAAGCUGAAUAGAAUCUUCUAAUGUGGUUUUUUCUCUUGCAGGAGGAGUCUCAUUCUGAGUGGGUCUCAUGUGUCAGGUUCUCUCCAAACAGCAGCAACCCCAUCAUUGUCUCCUGCGGAUGGGACAAAAUGGUGAAGGUAAGACCAGGACACUGCAUUUAAUGGAAUGUUCUCCUAGAUAGCAGAGGGGUGUUUGAUUGUGGUGGAAGGCAUUAGCUAGUAGAAACCAGUGACUUUAGUUUGACUUUUUUUACUGCAGUGUUGAAUGUGAUUGUUCUCUUCAGGUGUGGAAUUUGGCCAAUUGCAAGCUGAAGACCAACCAUAUUGGCCACAGUGGCUUCUUGAACACCGUAACAGUCUCACCUGAUGGAUCUCUAUGUGCCUCUGGUGGCAAGGUAAGGACAUCAGAUUUGCAUGACUGCAGUUACAUUGAGCUGUUUAAUAUUUUUGGUCACUGUCAUUUAGUCAUGAAACCAAAAUACUAGAAUAUCUUCAUAAACGGCCCAUGCUCAUUAUGUUUGCAUGAAGCAUUUGAAUACUACUGACUUAAUUUUGUCUCCCAAACAUGAUAUAUUUAAUAUGCACUAUUAUAUUGCAUGUAUUGGCGACUUCAAGAGUUUUCCUAUUUCCACUGGUACAGAAAUGCCAUUCACGCAUAGCUAUGUUUGAAUCACAGUGCCACCGUUUGCCUCAUUUAUCAAUGCACUCAUUUUACAACAAAUAGUGCAUCCUUCUCUGCAGUAAAUGUUUUUAGUAUAUUUAAAUUUGCUGAGCUUUAUACUGUCACCAAUCUUUCAUCUUAGAUCUUUUUGUAUCUUUGUGUUAAUGGGUUACUCCAAGCACCAUGACCACUGGAGUGUAUGUUCAGCAUUUUGCUACCCCAUAGCUUAUGGAGGCCACCUCCGGAAGCACCAUUAGCCAGCCCAGAACUAAGUUCCAGGUUGAUGAAUGUCAGUUUUGGCGUCUGCAUGAUGGCUCCAGAUGGGCCAUCUUUAAAGGUUUGCACUAACAAGUGUUUUGUGAAAACUGGGUUUUGGUUUGAGUAAAACUUUAAAGGAGCGCUAUAAUGCCAGAAAAACAAACAUUUUCCUGGCACUAUAGGGUCUUUGUCACUCCCCACCCACCCUCAUGGCCCCCCUCCCGCUGGGCUGAAGGGGUUAAAACACUUACCUUUCUCCAGUGCUGGGGAACUCUCCUCCUCCUGAUGUCAGCGCUAAAUGCGCAUGCACAAGAGCCACGUGCAUUCAUACAGUCCAUAUGGAAGCAUUUCUCAAUGCUUUCCUAUGGAUGUCCAUCUUCACUGACUUUUUUUAUUUUUUUCAGUGAGAAUUGCCGAAGCCCCUUUAGUGGCUCAGUGAGAGCCACUAGAGGCUGGAUUUAACCCAUUUGUAAACAUAGCAGUUUCUCGUGGCGCUGAAGUGGUCUGGGUGCCUAUAGUGGUCCUUUAAAUACCACAAUCUCCUAACAACUUUUGUGAGUUGGGCUUUAAGAGCUGCCUGUUCACUCGGCAUGUCUUUUUUUCAUAAGAUCACUGGUAUUGGAUGGAUACAAUGAAAGUUAUGUAUGUCGUGCUCUGAAAAGUAGUCUAAAGUACUAAAUGUGGGGCACUUGUAAAAAUAAGUGGACCCAGCAGGCACAUUACAUUGGUGACUAAAUUUUUGUUACUUUAAAAAAAAAAAAAAUUUUUUUUAAAGCUGUAUACAUAACCCUCAUGUGCCUUUUCUUGAUCUAUUUUUUUUUUUUUUUUUUUAAAUCUCUCUCCAGUAGUCGAGGCAUGUAUACCAGCACAAGAAUACUUUUAAUUCUUGACAUGUCGCGUGCAUAUUGGUAGCUUGCAAACCACGUUCUUGUAUCUUGGUUUGUGGCUAUACCUCCUUGCUUAUUUAAGUAUGUAGCUCAGAAUUAAGCUACUUUUGUUUGGCAUGGGGAUAUGACUUUUUUUUUUUUUUGUCUUGCUGUUCAGUGAAAUAAUUCUUCUAGUUAGAGCAAUGUUUUGGGGAUGGAUAAUGAGGGGAUCUGGAUGCAGGGUUUGACACUGAAGAGAUAAAUCAAUAGAAAGCUGAGAAGCAAAGACAGGGAAUUUAUAUUGUGCAUUAUGUGAAGUCCUAUCACUAGCACAUUGCGAUGUAACAAUGCAAUGAUUUGUGGACCCGGGACAUACUUGAAAACGAGAGAAAUGUCAAUGUAUCUUUCCUGGUAUGAGGAAUGAGGGUUACAGAAGCAUGAGAUUAUUGUUGUUAAUACGGUGUUAGGGGUUGGUGAGACAGUGGCACAUAUGAAAUGUUGGUAAGUGUGUGUGAAGAGAUGUAUAGAAACAUUGGGGUUGAUGGCCAGCAGCAGAGGGACUGCAAAAUGUUGCAAAAAAAGUCUCUGGCUCCUAGAUUUUAGGAAAAUUGCAUGUUGAUCUGAUUGGGCUGCCUGCAAUCUUCACAUGUCAUGUUGCAAGGAAUGUGUUUACCUUGUGACUGUCUUUUUAUAACUGGUUAAAGCAGCAUUCGUUCUAUAAACAUUCUUCUAAGAUUACUGCAUUUGUUUUAUAAAAUACCAUGCAGUUUAUACACGAGUGUGGACUUUGUCUUGUGGUGGUUUUUGAUAAUUCCAAAACUGAGCUUUAACUGUGCUUCUGCUUGAGGUCUAUUUCCAAACCUUUUCUUACUUAAGGUGUAACAGAUGCCUAUGGCUGUAGUAGUCCCACAGAAUGCAUUGACUUGGUUCUUCAUUAAACUGCUGUAAAAGGGUCGUACCCAAAGAAUUAGUCCUAAGUCCGUUCCUAAGAACGUCAUGCAGCAGAAAUAAAAUGGAAGCCGCUCACUACUUCACAAAGGUAGUCGUGAAUUCAGCACAUGGGACAUGCAUGAAUAGGCUGAUCAUUAGAAAUAUCCAGUUGGCAAGCCCUGGGCCAACAGGAAAGUCUGCUUCAGAAAAACUAAAAGGGCUGUAACAUGUUCCAUUCUGAUGGCUCUAGACUGCUCUAUGUGGGACAAGAAUGCUUGUAGUAGUAUCUGAAAGUUCAAUCUAUCAUAGUCCUAGGCUUCUUGACUGUACAGAGACUUGUCCAUUUCGCAACAUUUUUAGUAACUCAUCCCAGGCAAUGCUUGUAGCUCUGGCAAGUGUGGUGUUUACAACAAGCCAUCUGAGAUGAGGAUUUGGAUAGUCUUUGAGAAAGAGGGUAGGUGUCUUAAAUGUGUCUGGCUGUGUCUUUGGAGAUCUGUGGUAUCUACAGCUUUGUAUAUGGUUUCUUUAAACUUGCAGUAGCGAGUUACGUAUCUUAAAAAAUUAAACUUCUAUGAUGCUGCCAUGCAGCUUGUGAGCGUGUUGGUCUUGCUUGUGCCAGAUAGGUUAAAGGAUUACUCUUGGAAAGUUAAAUGUGUUUGGUUAUGGUGCCUGAAUUCUGUGCCCUAAAUGUGCUGUUUGCAAUAAUCCACAAAACACUUUUGAACUGUUUGACACUUAUAGUACUGUUUGGUCUGUCUGGUCAUACUUUCCUUUUGUAUUAUACCAGCUUGAAACAGUAUUCAUUGGCUGAGAGCCGUUGUUUAAACCUCAUAAGUUGGUGUGAUGCAAAUGUGAGCAUUCACCUUACCAGGCCACGAAUGCCCAACACAGCAAGGUAAGUGUCAUUGUUUAUAAAUGGUGUGACCAAACCUGGGGACUCUUGGCAUCAUAACCACUACAUCUGAAGUUGCCUUGUUUAUACUUGAAAAAUCUGUAAGCAUUUCAGUAAAUCCCUGCUAUAGAGCAUAACGCACUCUCUUGAAGCAAGUUUUAGCCCGAAGCCAUGUAUGUACGAGAUCACACUCUAUAAGCAGAUUCAGAAACUGCUGUGAUUGAUCAAAUUCAUGUAGUAAGAGAUGCCUCUUUAUUCUUUUUUUUUUUUUAAAUACAACCUGGGCACUGUUAACAGUGACUUUAAAUAUUUAAGUCAGUAUUCCAAAGUUUGUCCUUCACUUUCUUAUUGCCAAUGUAUGUUUUGUUUUCUCUUACAAAUUGCACAUCACUUAUGUGUUACACAAGUGGCCACGAAUACUUGCAAUAUUUGGAUUUGGCAAUUUCAACAAUGUUUCUUUUUACGGUCUGUUUUAAUUUGGAUGUAUACGGCUGUUUUGUAUUCCUGUAAUGGUCUCACAGAUCUUUCCAUGUAGGAUGGACAAGCCAUGCUGUGGGAUCUCAAUGAAGGAAAACACCUUUACACUCUGGACAGUGGAGAUAUCAUAAACGCUCUGUGCUUCAGCCCCAACCGUUACUGGCUAUGUGCAGCCACUGGGCCCAGCAUCAAGAUUUGGGUAUGUAUGAUCCUCCUAUUAGAGUAGUUAACACCAGCUUUCCGCACAGUGAUGUAUUCAAUCUAUGCCAACUGAUAUUUUACUGAUGAGUCUCAGAGGCUGUUACUGAGUUGUUGUCUUUGGUUUUUGCCUAUUUUAAACUAUUCUGAACUAUUUUGACUAGAUCUUUAUUUUUUUUUUUACCCAGGAUCUGGAGGGCAAGAUCAUUGUGGAUGAGUUGAAACAGGAAGUGAUUAGCACCAGCAGCAAAGCUGAACCACCACAAUGCACCUCUCUUGCCUGGUCAGCUGAUGGACAGGUAAGUGUCUUUCCUAUACCUGCUUGCUUUUGAUGUUUGUUUGUAUCUCAUGAUUCCAGCUUACACACGAAGGAAAAAAUUACAGUAUAUUUUGUAGAUUCAUUUUACAUAGUAUUAAAUUGGUAUAGAGGUAGAACUUACAAAUAUGGUUUGUUAAAAGGUUGCCAGUGCAUCUGUACUCUCUCACAAUACAGACUAUACAGCUACAUUAUGGAACUGCAUGGAUUAAAGUGAAGCUUACAACACUGACCUAGAUCAAAUCGGCAUUUAAAUAAGCUAUUUAAACUAUAUAAAUCUAGUGGCAGUGGGCAGACAUUCUAAUUAUUCUUAAUGUAACCUGCUCAUUCUCCUCAGUUUAUAACUCGCUCAUCCUUGUACUCGGUUUUUCUCUAGACUCUCUUCGCUGGAUAUACAGACAACCUUAUCAGAGUAUGGCAGGUCACAAUUGGUACCCGAUAAUUGCCCGGACAACCUGAAGACCAAGUGUAGCAUGGAAUCUGUUCAAUGUCACGCUCGCAGAAUUCUUUAUUCUAUAAACUUGAUAAAAACUGUCCAUUGUCUGUUUUUGUUUUUUGUUUUAAUUAGUUUUUUUGUUUAAAAAAGAAAUACAGAACACACAAUCUCCAAAAAACACUUAUAG
Messenger RNA from Pelobates cultripes (western spadefoot toad), 7000 nucleotides. Lineage: Eukaryota; Metazoa; Chordata; Amphibia; Anura; Pelobatidae. The record is from the annotation of a GenBank genome assembly.